Molecule: messenger RNA, 1595 nt
Organism: Nematostella vectensis (starlet sea anemone)
Lineage: Eukaryota; Metazoa; Cnidaria; Anthozoa; Actiniaria; Edwardsiidae
Product: dynein regulatory complex protein 10
Exons: 6
Coding region: 92-1453 (453 amino acids)
Molecular function (GO): protein binding
Source: RefSeq, a predicted model, not a curated record
GACAAGAACUACGCUAAAUCAUUGUAUUAAACAGCGAAACGUAGUCUCGUUAUCUUACAUUUCAAAGAUUGGCAGCAGUUGCAAAGAUAAAAUGGCGCCUGUGGAAAGUCCACCGGGGGGCUCCACAUCAGAUACAUGGAUACGUCAAGUUAAGGCGUCUCCCUCAAGCAACCUGCCUAAAGGCUUCGCUCCUGACCCCUGCAGGAUCUUGGAGCCCAACAAGAAGAACCUACACAUGCUUGAGUCUCAGCGAAUCAUGGCCGUGCUUGAGGACACUAUACUGAGGCUAGAGCUAGCUACCAUUCUAGGUCACGUGAUGAGAGAAAGAGAGCGUUUUGGAGUUGUCCUGGGUACGGACCUAGUGGAGUUGUUGGAUUACCAUGCAUCGCGUAUGGAGAGAUAUGAGCACAACUUGCGUGAGCUGGAACUAGAGGAAAGAGAGAUGUCCAGUGUGCCAGUAAUUGUCACGUCAUCUUCUGAUUCGGAGCGUGAUAGCCAUGAAUCCCCAGUCUCCCCUCCCCUCCUGAACCAACCCACGCCCCGCUGGCACAAGCUUAAGCAGGACACCAUCAUAUCAGAACAAGGACUGAAAUUCUCUCUCAUGGACAUACUCAGGCACUUCAAGAAGAAUCCUAAAGCCGUAGAAGUCAUACUAGGUAGCAAACACAAAACAGACCCAGUCCACCAGGAACUGCUCCAGUUUAUGACACAACUCAGCAUGGUCAUGAAAGAGAGACUGCUGACGACACCGACUGAAGAAUUUGACCGUAAGGGGUACAUCGUGGAUAUCCUGACGCGGGAAAGAAAGACGAACGCUGCAAAGGGGAGACUACAGGCUCGCUGUCGAGAAGCCGUACGAGAUAAAGAGCACGAGGUGUCAAAGCGCAACACUAUCAUCGCACAGUUAAAGAGCGAGCUGUCCAUGAUCAACAAUGUGACCCAUGAAGCGCAAAGAAAGACUCUAUCAGACGCCGCCAAACAGUGUUCCACUGAGAUUAAGACUUCGGAGAACAAAAAAAUGACCAUUCGAGAAGACAUGAUCACAAAGAGAAAACACGUGCGCGACCGGCGGCGUGAACACAGGGAGGAGGAGACCGUGCUUAGAAAGCGAGCGUUUAAAAUUGGCACCGAAGUUUACAAUUGGAUUCAGAAGUACGACGCAGAUAUGGGAGCGAAGCAGGACGAGUUGGAUAAAGUCGCCAAACUCUACGAAGAGGAAAAACAAGACUUGCGCGAGAUGGAACAAGAGUUCCAGAACAUGGAAGCUAAGUAUAAUGCUAUCCUGGAAGAGCGCCGCUUGGCCGCCGAGGCGGAGAAAAAGCGUCAACAGGAGUUGGUACAGCGGAAUUACGCGGCCGUCCGCAUCCAGGCGGUUUGGCGGGGUUUCCGUGUCCGCAAGGCGCUGAAAGGAGGGAAGAAAGGCGCGAAAAAAGCAAAAAAGGGAAAGAAAUAGUGUGUUAAACCGUUCAUUUGGAUUGUGAAUGUUUUAGUUUGUGAAAAUGUUUAUUUUCAGUUCUUGCUUAUGUUUGUUUUAUUUCAAAGCAAUAUUUUAACCAAAUCAUUCGCUCUUAAAAUAAAGGCCGUGUUGGAGGCGA